UUGGUCCUCUCCUUUAUUUCAGUCCCUCGCUCAGCCUCACGACCACCCUUGCCGCAGCGGGCUGCGGCAGAGUGGCGCCCGGAACAGGGACCUGAAGAGUCCAGAAUCGUGAGGAUUUGAGAUCCCGAGAGGACCGCUGCUACGGGGGCCCGAUUCGGAUGGGCGCUCUGCGGAGGACAGACACUGGGGGCCGCGCAUGCGGCACUACCCUCAAGUAUUUUGGAAAGACCCCAUAGAUGGGUCUCGGCAUGGCCCUGACCCGGUACUAGUUUGGGGCCGAGGGCAUGUUUGUGUUUUUCCCACAGACGCUGAGUACCCACGGUGGUUGCCCGAGAGGUGUGUCCGCCAUGCCCAAGAGCAAGAUAAAGAAGCUCCAGAGAAGACUCGCGGUCAUGUUACUGAGGAACUGGAGAGCCCAGAGGAGACUCCAGCGGUUAGCGCUGAUCUUGAGCCUCCUGUGGAUACUGAAAACUCAAGUGAAGGCUGAAGAAUACUGGGCCUUUCUUCCCAAUCCUCCCGUCCUGCAUCCAGUUACUAGGGAGGACAAUGAUUUUGUGCCUGUAUAUGUGAACAAUACCCAGGUCUUAGGCCCGCCAUCUUCCAGGCAUAUCUUGCCCGUGUCAGCUAAGUAUAAUUAUACCGGCUUGUCUACUACUCAACCCAUUUGCUUUUCUUCGACCCCAAGAAAUUGUACUCUUAUCUCCAGAUAUGCUGAUUGGGAUGGUAAUUUCACUGAUGGACCUCACUGGGGUGUGGACAUGCUUUAUCUUCAUAGAAAUGUGAGCACCACUACUAUUGGCCAGGGGUCCCCUCCUCCUGACAUCCCGGUAUGCAAGCAAAGAACGCCCUCUCAGAGCCAGUGGGGCCCGGCAUGGAGAAUUUGUCAUCUCAACCAUACCGUUUGUGAUCAAGGGAUUUGUGACUGGAGUGAUUACCGAGAAGGGACCUACAGGCCCAUGAACCUGCUGUAUGGAAUAUAGACAAAGAAUAAUCGGACCUAUCAGACUAUGCUUUGGAAGGCUGUCGCCUCCCUCCAAUAUGUCACCGUAGCCAAGAGACAAGUAGUUUGGAUGCAUAUAGGAACACAAGACGCUAUCUCCAUAGACGGAACCCAGAAAAAUGUAUCUGUCAUAGCUUGUG
This is a messenger RNA of Artibeus jamaicensis (Jamaican fruit-eating bat), 1140 nucleotides long. RefSeq lists its product as uncharacterized. The transcript has 2 exons. The record is from RefSeq and is a predicted model, not a curated record. NCBI's taxonomy places the organism in Eukaryota, Metazoa, Chordata, Mammalia, Chiroptera, Phyllostomidae. The coding region runs from base 285 to 980 and encodes 231 amino acids.